UUUUCUACUUCAUUAUGCCAACUGAAACAGAGAAAAGAAAAAAUCAAGCUCCAAGGUAAUGGCAUCUCUAGCUACCUUUGCUGCUGUGCAACCAGCCACCGUCAAGGGCCUUGGCGGCAGCUCCCUCACAGGAACAAAGCUCCAUGUCAAACCAUCUCGCCAGAGCUUGAGACCCAAAAACAGAAGGAAUGGUGCUGUGGAAGCUAAAUAUGGUGACAAGAGUGUGUACUUUGAUUUGGAGGAUUUAGGCAACACUACUGGGCAAUGGGAUUUGUACGGCUCAGACGCUCCUUCUCCAUACAACCCUCUCCAGAGCAAGUUCUUUGAGACAUUUGCAGCUCCAUUCACCAAGAGAGGAUUGCUGCUCAAGUUCUUGAUCUUGGGAGGUGGCUCUACCCUUGCUUACCUGAGUGCUACAGCUACCGGUGACGUUUUACCGAUCAAGAAGGGCCCACAACUUCCACCAAAACUGGGUCCGCGUGGGAAGAUCUAAUUUAGUUAAUGCCUUAGUUCUCAUUGUAUGUAUCUUCUUUUGCCUUUGUAAGUUUGUCUAAAGCCUACUUAAGACCCUUAUUAUUGAUUCAAGGAUGUUGGUUUCUAGUCA
Messenger RNA from Ricinus communis (castor bean), 604 nucleotides. Its product is annotated as photosystem I reaction center subunit VI, chloroplastic. Gene Ontology annotation, biological process: photosynthesis. The coding region runs from base 59 to 493 and encodes 144 amino acids. Gene Ontology annotation, cellular component: photosystem I reaction center; chloroplast thylakoid membrane; photosystem I. The record is from RefSeq and is a predicted model, not a curated record. Lineage: Eukaryota; Viridiplantae; Streptophyta; Magnoliopsida; Malpighiales; Euphorbiaceae. The transcript is spliced from 3 exons.